Messenger RNA from Adineta ricciae, 1377 nucleotides. NCBI's taxonomy places the organism in Eukaryota, Metazoa, Rotifera, Eurotatoria, Adinetida, Adinetidae. The record is from the annotation of a GenBank genome assembly.
AUGGACAAGUCAGCAGAGAAACGAUUGAAGAAAAUUUAUCGACUUAGUGACGAUAUCGACGAUUCACGGGCACGUCUUCUCGCAAUAAAGUAUAGUCAAGAGAAAAGUGAUCUGACGAGUGAAAGAACACGCAAGAAUCGUAUGGAAGAUUUGGAAACACAUAUCGACAAAUUAACAUUGAAACGGCAGGACGAAAUAAUGAGGCAUUACUCUAACGUUAGGUUAACAAGAAAGUCAUCUCCAUCACCACCUCCACCACUAUUGCGUGUGCCUUCAUCCUCAUCAACAAUUCCACGACCGUCACCUACUUUAUCAUCACCACAUCGAUCAUCAUCGAUACCUCGUGCACCAACCCGGUCGCCAUCUAUCUCGCCACCUCGAACACCAUCUCCGUCGCCACAACCAGAACCACCGCCAGUGCUACCUGCGAGUUCUCCUGAUAUGCGGUCUAAACAUGCAAAUGAUCAACCACCUGAAAAACCCAACAUAUGGUCUACAGAGCCAAUAUCAGCCGACGAAAAGGCUCAUUAUCAUAAAUGCAAGCAAUACUACGAUAUUCUAGGACAACCUCUCGUGUCUGUUUCCGAGAAGAUAUUUUACGAUGAUUUUGAACUCUUAACUGCAUCGCUGGUAUGCGUGGUCGAUCAAGACGCUAAUGAUUUUGAUCCGGAAACAUUUUUGACCAAUAUUGCCAAUAUCUUAAACAUUGAUGAUAUCACUAUAAGCAAGAUGCAAAGUGGAUGUGUUAAAGUUGUAUUUGAUAUUUUCAAGCAAGUGGAUGGUGUAAAGAAAAAAAUUGAAGUUAAAACCCUCUAUAGUUCAAUGACGGAUAAAACGCUUCAAUCAUUAGGUUUAUUAAAAGUUUUGUUCAUGUUUAUGGGUGACAUGGAAACAUAUGAUGAGUCUAUCAAGUUUCGCUCGCAGAUUACAUUGCAUCCCGAAUUUAAUCGUAUCUAUGAUAUCGAGGACCUCAUCCUUAUUNAUCAUCCGCAAACGAUAUUAGAUGUUGGAACUAGUGAAACACCUUUCUUUGUAAGAAACAAACAGCAACCGAUCGCGCGACAAGCUGAAAUUAUUUUCAAGACGAUUUUAUUUGCUGGGAUCUGUAUUGAUUUAUUAGCUAUGCUAUUUCUUCUACUUGGAUUAUGGAUAAUUCCUGUUAUAAAAUUAUUUUUCCAUAAGCUUCUACAGCCAAACAAUUGGGUGCACCGUUUGGUCAUCGGAACACAAAGCGAUUCUUUGGAAAUUGUAGAACUUCGCAAGAAAAUUCUCGAUUUGGAAGCUAAAAUGAACAAAAUGUCUACUUUUGAGAACUAUCACCAGCCGUAUGCUGUUCAUGAUGAACUCGAAAUUAAUAUAUCAGCGAAUACUUUUUAA